Messenger RNA from Apis cerana (Asiatic honeybee), 1023 nucleotides. RefSeq names its product microtubule nucleation factor SSNA1. Lineage: Eukaryota; Metazoa; Arthropoda; Insecta; Hymenoptera; Apidae. The record is from RefSeq and is a predicted model, not a curated record. Gene Ontology annotation, cellular component: ciliary basal body; centrosome.
UUAUUGGCGAAUUUUUUAAAUAGAUAAAUAAUUUCUUAUUAAUUAUAAAAAUAUUAUAACUCUAUUAUUUGUACAUGGAGGGUUUGAAAUGUCCCAACACGGUGCUGCUUUACAAGCAUAUAAUCAAGAACUUGUAAAGUGUUUAGAAGAAAUGAAAUUGAGACGUACAGAAUUACAAGCAGAAAUUGAAUCUCAAGAAGAAGAAAAAAAUUAUUUGCAAAGAGAAAUAGAAAAAUUAUCUUAUAAAUUAACACGUCUAAAUGACAGUUUAACCAAAAGAAUAGCUGUCAGAAAUGAAUAUGAUAGAACUAUUGCAGAUACAGAAACAGCAUAUAUAAAGAUUUUGGAAAGUUCACAACUUCUAUUAAAUAUGAUCAAGAGAGAAGCUACAAAUUUAGAUCAAACAUUACUUAAAACUAAUAUGGAUAAACAACAAAGUCAGUAAUAAAUACAAAAUAAAAAUUAAAAUGGGAAAUAUUGAAUUUAUAAAUUAAAAAAAAAUUUUUAAUCAUAUGUUUAAGGUCACAUAUAUCUUAUUAAGUUUGUAGCUGUAAACAGAAGAAGUUAUUAUAACAAUUUUAUAAUAAUAAAUAUAAAAUUGUAAAUAUUUUAAACAUUUGCAAUAUAGUUUCUAAAAUUUUAAAAUUUUUUAUUUAUAUAAUACUAUGUUUUAUUUCUUUAUAAUCUGUAAUUUUAUAAUUAUAUUUUCAUUUUUCACAUAAGGAUGGUCUUAUCAAAUAAUUUUUUCUUGUUAAUGAAAUAUAUGAGAUAAUAAUUUUUAUAUAUUAUUACAUAUUUGUUUAUAUAUUAUAUAUUACAUAAAUAAUUAUUGCAAUAUUAUUGAAUUAUUCAAAUAGUAGUGAUAAAUUUUAUGGUGUUUAUAUAAAAACAUAAAUAAUUGAUUAUGUUACAUUAUUUGUCACAUAAUAACUUAUUGUGUACAUAAAGAUUGAUCUAUGUAUAUCUAUUUUUGAAACUAUUUCUAAAUAUAUUUUAUAAUAAAUUAAUUUUAUUAUAAAAGAA